This is a messenger RNA of Paramuricea clavata, 978 nucleotides long. NCBI's taxonomy places the organism in Eukaryota, Metazoa, Cnidaria, Anthozoa, Malacalcyonacea, Plexauridae. The record is from the annotation of a GenBank genome assembly.
AUGGCUAAUGGGACACACGCAGAAUGCAGAGGUGUGGUUCAAACAUCAGUUACGGUAGGGACAAAUAGUUGUAUAUUGAGUUUUUUUGUGGUAAGUGGUGUUCAAAACGGGAUUCUGGGCCUGGACUCUUUGGGAAAAUUGGGUGUAUCGUUGAACGCACGAAACAAAUUGGCAACAAUAGAUGGGGCCCAACCCGUGUCACAACCGGAAGUAGAUACCCCUCAGGAAAUGCUAAAGUGUUGCCACAUACGAGUUGCGGAAAGUCGUGAUAUUAAGCCAUUUGAAGAAAUAUUCAUUUGGGGUAAAUUGGAAGAUAAGAAUGAGAAAUUUACUAGAGAUUCGUAUAUCGAAGGUACGGAACAUUUUCAGCAGAGAACUGGGCUUCUUACAGCCCCGAUAAAGAUUUCGGCAGAAAUGAUAAACGAUGAAAAUAAAAUCCCCAUAUGCGUACUGAAUACUACUGAUAAAUCAAUCAGAGUUUAUAGAGAACAAACUGCGGCCACAAUUCAGGAACUGCUAAGUACCCACAACAUAGCACAUAUUUCAGAGUCAAAUAUGGGGGGAAAUAAUCCAUCAUCACAAUAUGACCCGGUCCCAGAAGUAUCAGUUGGUGAACAAUUGACAACACAACAAAGAGAAAACCUAGAAGUUUUAAUUCGAAAAAAUACACAAGUUUUCGACUACCCAGGAAAUAGUGGGUUCACCACAACAAUGGAGCACACAAUACCCACAGCCGUAUCUGAUCCAAUUGUGUGCCACCCCAGACGACACAACCUGGGGUUAACACAAAAAAUUAAUGAAGCAGUAGGAAACCAUGUAAAGUCGGGACAUUUGACACCCUCUAAGUCCCCUUGGGCAUUUCCAAUUGUACCUGUAUUGAAACCAGAUAAAACAGUUCGAUUGUGUGUAGGCGUGCAUGUGAUUAUCGGUGAUAUCGAAAGUUUAUGGGUGAUAUCGAAAGUUUAUCAAGGAUUUUAG